Molecule: messenger RNA, 2353 nt
Organism: Oxyura jamaicensis (ruddy duck)
Lineage: Eukaryota; Metazoa; Chordata; Aves; Anseriformes; Anatidae
Gene: PGRMC2
Product: progesterone receptor membrane component 2
Exons: 3
Coding region: 25-621 (198 amino acids)
Cellular component (GO): membrane; endomembrane system
Source: RefSeq, a predicted model, not a curated record
GCGGCGGGCGCUGUCCUGGCGGUGAUGGCGGCCGGCGGCGAGGGGCGGUCCGGCACCGAGGGCAGCGGCGGCGGUGGCGGGGAGGGGGGCGCGGGGGGCGGUGGUGGCGGCGCGAUGCUGCUGAACGUGGGUCUGCUGGCGCUGGCGUUGCUGGCGGCCUACCGGCUGUACGCCCGCUGGGCCAGGCGGAGCGGGCCGGGGGCCGCCGGGCGGCCGAGCCAGGCCGCCGCGCUGCCGCGGAUGAAGCGGCGGGACUUCUCCCUGCAGCAGCUGCGCCACUUCGACGGCGCCCGCGACCCCCGCAUCCUCCUGGCCGUUAACGGCAAGGUCUUCGACGUGACCAAAGGCAGCAAGUUCUACGGGCCCGAGGGUCCAUACGGAAUAUUUGCUGGCAGAGAUGCCUCCAGGGGACUAGCAACUUUCUGUCUAGAUAAAGAUGCACUCAGAGAUGAAUAUGAUGACCUAUCGGACUUAAAUGCUGUACAAAUGGAAAGUGUAAGAGAGUGGGAAAUGCAAUUUAAAGAAAAAUACGACUACGUAGGUAGACUCCUAAAACCAGGGGAAGAACCAUCAGAAUACACAGAUGAGGAAGAUACCAAGGAUCACACUAAACAGGAAUGAACUUUGUAAACAACCAAAGUCAGGGGCCUUCGGAACUGCAACCUCUUAUUCCCCAUCACAGAAUGUCCUGCAUCUUUGGGUACAGUUCAUCUGCUGCGAAAAACAUUCAACAGGUUUUGUACAAGGAAAACAAUGUACUCACAAAUGAAGAUUUGAAUACUAGACAUUAUUUGUGCUGCCAACCGUUUUGUUGCAGUUUAUUUGUAAUGUCUGGUAAGGCUUCGUUAGUGAAGAGGGGCCAGGGAUUUAAAAGGCAAAAAUGCUAUUCCUUUUUAUCAGUAAGCUGAAGCCUUUUCAAAUAGCAUAUAUUACAAGCUCUCUAAAGACGCGAGUCUUCAAGCUCAGUGAAAGAUUUGAAACUUGUUUCAUGUGUGUCUUCUUCAGCAUUAAAGAAAGAUGUACUCAUGUGCAUCAGUAUCAGUAGGUUAGACUACUGAAACUGGUGUGAAAAUGUGAAUUUCCAAUUUUGUUUUGUAUGUGGGCGUUAGUAGCCCUGGCAGAAUACUUCUUCAGUUCUCUACGAGAAGUCCAUGUAGAUCAGGAUGGGGGUAAAAUUCAUCCUUUUCUCAAAAGGAUUGGGUAAAACUGUUUCCUCUGCAACAACUAUUAUCUGAAGCCUGCCCUCCCCACCUUCCUUUUUCCCAUUGUCUAAAUCAAAUCAAAUAUUAAUUGUGCCUUAUUUCGCUUACAUAGACUUGAAUUGUUUUAAGGGAAAGCCCCAAAUUGUGGUUUCAUAGUCACUACAAGCAGCAUUGAGACUGAAGUAAGAAAGUUCUGUUGACUGGAAAACCUUGAUGUCAUUCUGUGUAUAGAAUGUAAAAGAGGAAUACUCAGUGUUACUGCCAUAUGUUAAUACUACAUAUACUUAAAUUAGCAUUGUGAUGGCCAAAUGCAUACUCCCAUGCUUCUUUUUAAGUAAUUAAAAAAAAAAAAAAAGUCACCCUCCUCUUCCAGAAGCUGUCUAACUUUUGGGAGCAUAGCCUUCACACCCCAGUAGAGUGAAGGGGUGUGCGCGCGUGUGUAUGUGUGCGUGUCUGUCUGAAUGCAAGACUUGGGAGGGAUUGUUUCUGCAGAUAUUGUAAAUACGAGUACCAUUUUAAUAAAGCAUGUACAAUACCAAAUGUGCUGUCAGACUUUAUGUAGAAGCUCCUAAGCAGAGCUGGAAUAUGAUAGAAUACAAAGUAAGGGGAAGAAGUCUGGGAUGUGAAACAUUUGUUGCUAUUAAUGUUGUUCCUAGCUCUUGGGGUAUUAUUUUUCAAGUCCCAUCUUUUGGAGAGCCUGGAAGACUUACUCAGGUAAGCGCUAGUUGAAAGAAUAAACAUGCCAAUGCUGUUAUGUUAGAAAAAAAUGGAUUAUAAAUAAGGGAGAAGAAUUCUAGGAAAAAAGUGUAACAUACAGUAAGAGGACUGUGUCUCAUGUCACUUACAGGACCAGGAUGUUGGAGAUCAAUACAUGUGUAUCACUCAACAUCUUGUGGAAAUUUCACUGUCUGCUUUGCUAAAUCUGUAACUGUGACACCAUUAAGUUCGUGCCUUACAGCUUUAUGGCUUACGUCUGUACUUCCGCUUGCAGUUCUCACCUGUGAUAAGUCUACAGUAACAGAUUUCUAUCCAUCUAUUCUGUUGAAUUGUAAACUAAGAAAUUCCAGGAACUACUGCAUUUUUAUUACUGUUUGAAUGAGUUUUAUAUUGAUGUAAAUGAAACAAAAAUACACCAUUGAAUCACUUGUAAA